UAAUUUGUGUAUGGAAAAAUCCCAGAAUGUUAAUCCUUUUAUAUUGCAUAUACUCCAAGAAGUGGAUGAACAAGUUCAAAAGGGACUGGAAGAAGGAAUAACAUUAAACAUUGGUGGUAACAAUCGCUUAGUGCCAGUAGAAAGAGUAACAGGUGAAGAUUUUUGGAUUGUUUCCAAAAUUUUAAAGAAUCAUCUAUAUAUUAAUGGUUUGGAUGUUAGAUAUAACCUACUAAAGGAUGUUGGUGCAUACUAUGCUGCAAAACUGCUUCAGAAGCAACUU
Molecule: messenger RNA, 280 nt
Organism: Microcebus murinus (gray mouse lemur)
Lineage: Eukaryota; Metazoa; Chordata; Mammalia; Primates; Cheirogaleidae
Source: RefSeq, a predicted model, not a curated record